AUGAGUGAUGUAUUUCUCUACAUUUAUGACUUAUCCAUGGGUAUGGCGAAAGUGCUAUCCGAAUCACUUGUAGGGAGGCGAUUCGACGGUAUUUGGCACACAGGGGUCGUUGUAUACGGAUGCGAAUAUUUUUUCGAUCAAAGUGGAAUUAGUACUUGUUCUCCCGGUUCACUACAAAUUGGUCAAUUACUAGAGCGGAAGCUAAUAGGCAGAACCACUAAAACCUAUAUUGAAUUGCAAGCGUUCGUUGAAAUAAUGUCGCAGUCUCUUUUUAAGCCAGGAUCUUAUGAAUUGCUUAAGCACAAUUGUAAUACGUUUUCGGCAUAUUUUGUGAGGCAUCUAACGGGACUGGAAAUACCAUCUUACAUAACAAGCUUGCCGUCAGAUUUUCUUGGGACACCAGUAGGAUCAGCCUUACGGGGAAUUCUGGAGAAUGCCGCCAUGAUUUCUGACCCAUCAGUGUCACGAUUCUCUCAUUCAAACAAUUUAUUACGUCGAAGGUCAAUGCCAUCAACUGUCAGACCUGUAUUGUUUGACGAGCCAAUUUCUCCGGAAUUUACGUCAAAUGAAUUGACAACGAUGUUUUCCGGCGGUUCUGGCCUUUCUUUACAAUGGGCGAAUACUGCACUGUCAAUUCUUAGGAGCUUGAGUUCACCAAAACUUGUCUCAGAGGAUAUCCCACUCGAGGCAUUAAGUCUGCUAAAGUUUAACCGAUGGGCAACUUUCAAACAAUGUGAGGCCAUAUGUGAGGUGUUUCGAUUGGCUGUGUGGCGCUGCCCUGAAUUAAUAGUUUCCCUGAUUACUGACCCAAACGAAAGUUUGCAUAAACUCUCGGACGCUUACCCUUCCCCAAGUGGUCAAAUUUCACGAUCGGCUUACUUUGACCUUGAUGCCGCAAAAUCUCAUCUGCUGUGCAAUGUCUUUUCGCUAAGUUAUGAUUGGGAUCUAACCAAUCUUAAUUUCAUACCUCUAGGGCCUGUUGUUGCCCUCUGCAAUCGACUCAUUAGUUGUGAUGCCACUGAAGAUAAGCCUAAUCGAAAGCCUACACCAAAGUCACCGGAGCAUGAAAUGGCUGGUCUUGCCUUGACACUGAACCUUGCAUUGUGUCCGUUGCUAGGAGAACAGGAGGCAUUGGAAGUUUCUGCAUCCUUAUUUCAUCUUGUGGUAACCAAAAAGGGCUUUAAACACCCAACCGGAGCUUGUUACGUUCUAAAGGCCAUUUACGUUUUUAUUAAAAGUUUCCCAACUCUUAUUGACUUGGCCAAAACCCUGGGUAUUGCCGCACAUGUUCCAGAGCUUUCAAGUCAGGCUGAGCAUGCCGAAGAUGACCUGGCUGACAACAAAUCCCACGUAGAUGCGAUUGCGUCGAUAAGCGCUGAAUUGAUGGAAAAACUUACCAAAUGA
Mesocestoides corti is the source of this 1404-nucleotide messenger RNA. Lineage: Eukaryota; Metazoa; Platyhelminthes; Cestoda; Cyclophyllidea; Mesocestoididae. The record is from the annotation of a GenBank genome assembly.